This is a messenger RNA of Solanum pennellii, 2389 nucleotides long. RefSeq lists its product as uncharacterized. The transcript is spliced from 9 exons. NCBI's taxonomy places the organism in Eukaryota, Viridiplantae, Streptophyta, Magnoliopsida, Solanales, Solanaceae. The coding region runs from base 534 to 1844 and encodes 436 amino acids. The record is from RefSeq and is a predicted model, not a curated record.
UUGCAUAUGUAUUAAAGAGAGAAAAGCAAGAACUUGUUAUGUUCCUUUCAUAAAAAAAGAAAGCGAGAAGUUGCAUCUAUAUAACCUAACUUUGUUUGUGUUCUCCUUUUGAUUCCAGAUGACUCUGAAGUUCCUUUAUUGGAUCCAGGAGGUAAUAUUUCAUACACCCUUUCAAGCUGAUGCUCACCACUUUACAUUGUCUUUGUACCUUGUAUAAAAUUUAACAUACUCCCCUCUCCCGUUUCCAUUUGUUUGUUAGUGUAAGUAACAAAGACAGGUAGGAUAAAAUUUAAUCUCAGUUUUUUUUUUUAUUCUUUUGAUACCAGAUGGUCAUCAAGUUCGAGCUUUGGUGCCUGACUUAGAAGAUGGCCAUCAAGAUCUAGCUUUUGGUGCCUGACUUAGAAGCUCAAAAUGUGGGAAGUACAAGUCAACAUCCGGGAGCUUCAGUUGUGGAAAAUGCACCUCCAGAUCCGACAGUAUCUCUUCUAGCUUUGGAUAACAGCGUUGUCACCCUAAAAGUCAUUGAGAAGAAAAUGAAGAAGGUGGAUUCAAAAAUGGCUUAUUCUGAACAAAAAGCAAAUAAGGUCAUAGAGUCCUUAGGGAACAGAAUAGGAUUCAUCCUAUCUUAUUCAGGCGCUUGGAUUUUUUAUGAACAUAUUCACCUAUCAUGCGCAAUUGCUGGAUUGAUCACGUUUGUAUCCCUACUCAGCUUAUUCGGAGGAUUAGCCAUUGCUAUUUGGGCAGCAAGAGAAGAACUGAAAAGAAUGAUACCAGCUAUUGAAAAUUUGGAUCAAGAAGAAAAACAGUUGGUCAAAGAAGUAAAAGUGAUUAAAACAAAAGAGGAGGCAAGAAAGACUAAUCCAGAGGGAAUGGUUAAUAAUGAUCGUCUACAUGCUGAAGUCCAAUGUGAUGCAGUGGUUUCACGUUGUGACAUGAUAGUGAAUUCUAAAAACUAUAUGUGUAGGUUUGAAAGGUAUAACAGGCUCUUCAUUUGGGCUGCCAUCUGCUGUGUAAUAUUCAAUGGCGCUUGCAUAUGUUGUGUUGCUUAUUUCACAUAUUGCCGUGUUGCUGCGUUAAGGUGUACAAACCCUAUGAUGCCAUUACCUGGAGAAUCAGCACACAUGUUUAAUAAUGAUGUCAUACAAAAUGUCCCUGCUACUAUUGUUGAUAAUGCAUCAGAGUUUAGAUAUCAAGUAUCUUUGGGAGACGGGGUUCCACAACUCUGUCCAGUAGCGAGUAUCAGCUCAGUUGAACUUGCUCCUCAUUUUGUGCCGGUUUUGGCACCAACCAUGGAAGGUGGUCCUUGCUCAUCUAGUUUUGAUUCUGAGUUCUUACAUCCAGAAUUUUGCAGUGAAACAGUGGCUGAAGAGGCACAUAAUGGAGCAGGACCUGAGAAGGAAGCAACUCAGAAUGCCCUCGUCUUCACGGCCGUGAAGCCGCAGCUGUUUGUGAAAGCGGCAAAGGCUAAAGAUGCAGUGCAGUUCUAUAAACAUGCUUUCGGUGCUGAGGAGGUGGGACGUGUGAAUCACCCUAAGAGGAAGGUCGAGCAGGAGACACCACUCAUCCUCUCAGUUGAACUCAAGAUUGGUUCAUCUAUCUUCGUUGUCUCUGACCUUACUGAUGAGGACUCUACUGCUCCUGUGAAGACUGCUUUGACUGGAUAUGUUUUCUACUUGGAGACUGUGGAUGUUAGUUCUGCUACGGCCAAGGCUAUCGCUGCUGGUGCAAUUGCUGAAAUUAAAGCAGAAGACGGUGGUGCUGAUGGUGGUCAGGUUGGGGUGAAGCUGAUUGAUCCUUAUGGAAAUGUGUGGUUGGUUUGCUCACCAGUGAAGGAAUCUGAGUAAUUGAUGAAGUCCAUUGAUAAUUACACUCUCUUGUUCAGUUGCUUUUUUUUUUACUGCUUUCAAUUAAAUUCCGGUUUUGUAUACCGAUGAUGAAACUCUCAUAUCAGCUGUUGGCAAGUGUUUAUGGCGUUGAACUUUUUUGUAGAUCGAUCUCCAUAGUUGAUUUUGAACAGUGAAGACUUUUGUCUGUAGUUAUCUAAAGAAGUGUAAGUGUUCUCUGCUGGUGCAAUUGCUGAAAUUAAAGCAGAAGACGGUAGUGCUGAUGGUGGUUGUGUUGGGUAAAGUUGAUUGAUCCUUAUGGCAAUGUCUGGUUGGUCUGCUCACCAGUGAAGGAAUCUGAGUAAUUGGUGAAGUCCAUUGCUAAUUACACACUUGUUCAGUAGCUUUUAUGUUUUACUGCUUUCAAUUAAAUUCUGGUUUUGUAUACCGAUGAUGAAACAUUCAUAUUAGCUCUUUCUAGGUGUUAAUGGUGUUGAACUUUUUUGGAGGAUUAAUGUCCAUUGUUGAUUUUGAACAUUGAAGACUUAUGUCUUUAGUUAUCAGAA